AUGUCCGCGCUGCGUCCGCUCCUGCUUUUGCUGCUCCCUCUGUGUCCCGGUCCUGGUCCGGGACCUCGGAGCGAGGCAAAGGUCGUCCGGAGCUGUGCAGAGACUCGGCAGGUGCUGGGAGCACGGGGAUAUAGCUUAAACCUAAUCCCUCCCUCCCUCAUCUCAGGUGAGCACCUUCAGAUCUGUCCUCAGGAGUACACCUGCUGUUCCAGUGAGACAGAGCAGAAGUUGAUCAGGGAUGCUGAGGUCACCUUCCGUGGCCUGGUGGAGGACAGUGGCUCCUUCCUGAUCCACACCCUGGCUGCCCGGCAUAGAAAGUUUAAUGAGUUUUUUCGGGAGAUGCUGUCCAUAUCCCAGCAUUCUUUGGCCCAGCUCUUCUCGCAUUCCUAUGGUCGCCUGUAUUCCCAACACGCCAUCAUCUUCAAUAGUCUGUUCUCGGGCCUGCGGGACUACUAUGAGAAGUCUGGCGAGGGGUUAGAUGACACCUUGGCGGAUUUCUGGGCACAGCUCCUGGAGAGAGCCUUCCCUUUGCUGCACCCACAAUACAGCUUCCCUCCUGACUUCCUGCUCUGCCUUACUCGGCUCACCUCUACUGCCGAUGGCUCUCUGCAGCCCUUCGGGGACUCACCCCGCCGCCUCCGCCUACAGAUAACCCGGGCACUGGUGGCAGCUCGGGCUUUGGUCCAGGGUCUGGAGACUGGAAGAAACGUUGUCAGUGAAGCACUUAAGGUGCCCGUGUUGGAAGGCUGCAGGCAGGCCCUGAUGCGUCUGAUCGGCUGCCCACUUUGUCGGGGAGUCCCCUCGCUUAUGCCCUGCCGGGGCUUCUGUCUCAAUGUGGCCCAUGGCUGCCUCAGCAGCAGGGGACUGGAGCCUGAAUGGGGCGGAUAUCUGGAUGGUCUUCUGCUGUUGGCUGAGAAAGUCCAGGGACCCUUUUCCUUUGAGCUGGCUGCCGAGUCCAUCGGGGUGAAGAUCUCAGAAGGGCUGAUGCACCUGCAGGAGAACAGUGUAAAGGUGUCAGCCAAGCAGCGGGAGGGAAGGCAGCAGCGGGACCCCUCGGGGUGCUGUGUCCUCAGGUAUCUGUCGCCUGUGGUCGUGGGCUCUUUGAACGAGCAGCUCCGCAACCCGGAGUUGGAUACCUCGGGUCCCGAUGUCCCUACGCGGCGGCGGAGGCUGCAUCUCCGAGCGGCUACGGCUCGGAUGAAGGCGGCGGCGCUGGGUCAGGACCUUGACAUGCACGAUGCGGAUGAAGAUGCCAGUGGCUCCGGAGGAGGACAACAGUAUGCUGAUGACUGGAAAGCUGGGGCAGCACCUGUGGUACCCCCAGCCAGACCUCCAAGGCCACCUCGCCCUCCUCGAAGGGAUGGCCUUGGGGUCAAAGGAGGAAGCGGCAGUGCCAGAUAUAACCAGGGCAGAAGCAGGAAUCUGGGAUCAUCUGUUGGGCUCCAUACCCCACUCAUCGUCAUUCUCUUCCCCUCAGCCCUGACCCUGCUCGGACUUCGAUAA
This is a messenger RNA of Cricetulus griseus (Chinese hamster), 1503 nucleotides long. The record is from RefSeq and is a predicted model, not a curated record. Lineage: Eukaryota; Metazoa; Chordata; Mammalia; Rodentia; Cricetidae.